AUGACCUUACAAAAUCCUCACGGCACACACGGGUUCGGGCGGCAGCUGCCGACAGUCGGGGUCAACUUGUUAUGGCAAUUUAGAUUGCGUACCGUCUCGCUUCUUCUGACGCGAACGAGAGAGACGCAGCGAUACGCGUCGGCCGCUAUCACCGGUCGUGCCGUUCGCGUCGGGCACAAAUCGGCUCCCAAGUUAGUACGCCGCGUCACUCACUCCAAAAUGGACGUCCGGAUGGUAACGCUAGAUCCAAAGGCGAUCAAAGACUUAUUAAGAAUGUACAGAGAAGCCCCUUGUCUCUGGGACCAAACUGAUCUACUUUAUAUGAACAAAGAAGCACGAAAAGAAGCUUUUGAGGCGAUAUUAAAAAAAAUGAAAACGUAUCACGAAGACAUAACACUGGAUAUUGUCAAGAGGAAGCUAGAAAACAUGAGAGCCACGUACAAGAGGGAAGUAAGGAGGAUGAUGGCGGCCAGACAGAGGGGCGAAGAUGGAUACCGUACCACGCUUUGGUACUUUGAUCUCAUGGCGUUCAUUGAUGGUGGAAGUGUAACUAAUGUCCAAUCGUCCAGGACCACGGAUGAUAAUGACGACGAAGAAAAUGAAGAAGACGAAGACCAGGACAAUGAUGACACUCACACCGAAACGGAAUACCCAUAUUACGCCGAAUACUUAGAAGACGAACCAAAACCAAAGAAAUCAAGAAAAUCCCACAGUAUCGUAACAAAAAAAGUAAAGAAAGAGGAUACACAACCAAGCAUAUCCGGCGUUUUCUUAACCAAUCCCGAGCACGAAGAACCAGUAUUGUUCAAUGAGAACAGCGAAGCGGUGGCAUUUGGCAAAGCACUUGGUUAUCAACUUAAAGAAAUAGAAGGCAUACAAAGAGCCAUAGCAGAGAAAUUGAUAUCGGACGUGAUAUUCAACGCUAGGCUAAACAAAUUGACAACCAAUUCCACGAUACAAUUGAAUUCUGAUUUUACUAAUCUUUAGCAGCAAAUUAAUAGAUUCGGUUAAUAAGA
Maniola jurtina (meadow brown) is the source of this 1016-nucleotide messenger RNA. RefSeq lists its product as uncharacterized. The record is from RefSeq and is a predicted model, not a curated record. Lineage: Eukaryota; Metazoa; Arthropoda; Insecta; Lepidoptera; Nymphalidae. The transcript is spliced from 4 exons. Bases 1 to 987 code for a protein of 328 amino acids.